UUAAAUGGUAUUGCGUGUGAUUUAAUGUUUUGGCUACACAUUGCAAUAUUUCAAAAAAUCUGAAAUGCAAAAAAUUUCCCACCCUAUAAUAAGCAUACACAGUAUAGUCACUCACACAUUUGAGCAAGCAUAUUGCACUGCAUUACAUAAAACAAACAGUCGGCUAAUAGCUUAGUAAUAAUCGUGCACAAGAAGAGCACUAGUGCUGCUCAGUGAUGGGAAGGCAGGGGUGCUCUGCUGUCCUCUGCUGUUGGCUGGUGCUCAGAAAAGCGCUCGUGCUGCAGUUCCUACAAGACCCAAUCAAACGGAACGCUAAGCACGGCACAAACAGGACGAUGGGGGAGCGCAGCGCGAGCAAAUUGCGGAUUAUUGGGUCGGUAUUUGUCAGCCUAUAUUAAAAACAGGUGAAACGAAAGAGAGGGAUGAUGAAGAUGAUGAAGAAGACGAUACGCCAGGGAUCGAGCGCGAGACCGUUGAUCGCUCUCCUCAGAUGCUGAUGAUGGUCGCGCGACCUGCGUGAUUUCCUCCCGCUGGAGCUUCCUGGUUCCUUUGCAUCACCUUAUCUGAGUCCCAGCCAACCUGACAGAAUGAUUGAAGAGGGGAGUAAAAGCAGCAAGUCCAUGGUGGAGAAGAGACAGCUCUUCAUGGAGAUGAGGGCACAAAACUUUGAUGUUAUUCGCCUCUCAACGUAUAGGACGGCAUGUAAGCUACGAUUUGUUCAGAAACGAUGCAACCUUCAUCUAGUGGACGUGUGGAACAUGAUCGAAGCUUUCCGUGACAAUGGGCUGAGCACGUUAGACCACAAUGCGGAGAUUAAUGUGUCACGUCUGGAGACCAUUUUGUCUUCCAUCUUCUACCAGCUCAACAAGCGGCUGCCCACCACCCACCAGAUAAACGUGGACCAGUCCAUCGGCUUGCUGCUAAACUUCAUCGUGGCCACUUAUGACAGUGAAGGCCAUGGGAAGCUCACAGUGUUUGCUAUGAAGGCAAUGCUAGCUACGAUGUGUGGCGGUAAAAUACUGGACAAAUUACGUUACAUAUUUUCCCAGAUAUCAGACUCAAAUGGGGUGAUGGCCUUUGCCAAAUUUGACCAGUUCCUGAGGGAAGUGUUGAAGCUCCCCACGGCGGUGUUCGAGGGGCCGUCCUUUGGCUACACCGAGCACUAUACGAGAACAUGCUUUCCUCAGCAGAAGAAGAUCUUGCUGAAUACGUUUUUGGAUGUGUUGAUGGCUGAUCCACCCCCGCAGUGCCUCGUAUGGCUACCUCUCAUGCACCGACUCGCUAAUGUAGAGAAUGUCUUCCAUCCAGUGGAGUGCUCGUAUUGCCGGAGCGAGAGCAUGAUGGGUUUCCGCUACCGCUGCCAGCAGUGCCACGGCUACCAGCUUUGUCAGAGCUGCUUCUGGCGGGGUCAUGCCAGCGGCCCCCACAGCAACCAGCACCAGAUGAAGGAGCACUCCUCCUGGAAGUCUCCUGCAAAGAAGCUCAGCCAUGCCAUCAGUAAAUCCCUGGGCUGCAUGCCGAUGGGAGAGCCGCCUCACCCUGUGUUCCCAGAGGCAGCGGAAAGACCUCAGGACCUCGCACACACCACUCAGCUGAGGCCAGUGGCCAACGCCAUGAACGAUACCGUUCUCAUUUCCUCCGGGGCGCCCACACCUUCGAAAAGCACCCUUGAGAGUCCCAGCAGACUGGAUGAAGAGCAUCGUCUGAUCGCGCGCUACGCUGCUCGUCUGGCAGCAGAGGCCAGCAACUCCACUCAAUGCCCUCCAUCUGAUCUGAGUUUCAACUUUGAUGCUAAUAAGCAACAGAGGCAGCUCAUCGCAGAACUAGAGAAUAAAAACAGGGAGAUACUGCAGGAAAUCCAGCGUCUGCGUCUGGAACAUGAACAGGCUUCUCAACCCACUCCAGAGAAAGCCCAGCAGAACCCCACUCUACUGGCAGAGCUACGACUGCUGCGGCACAGAAAAGACGAGUUGGAGAGGCGCAUGUCGGCCCUUCAGGAGAGCAGGAGGGAACUGAUGGUCCAGCUGGAAGGUCUCAUGAGGCUGCUGAAGGAUGAAGAGCAGAAACAGGCAACGGGGAGUUCGCCCCACUCAUCUCCCAGCCACAGUGCCAGCUGCACCAUGCCUAUGCCCAUCCGCUCCACCUCAGCCGGCUCGACCCCCACACACACGCCCCAGGACUGCCUGGCAGGGGUCGGAGAUGACGUGCUGGAUGCCUUCUCUCAGGGUGUACCGAGAAAUCUCCGUAAUGAUCUUUUAGUGGCUGCAGACUCCAUCACAAACACUAUGUCGUCACUUGUGAAAGAACUUCACUCAGUGGAUGACGGUUUGGAGGAAGAAGAGUGUAACAUGCGAAAUGGAAGAGAGAAGGCUGAGUCAGAGUAAAAGAAUAUAGAAUAUUUCAUUGUCAUCGCUGAAGCAUUCUGGGAAAAGGCACUUCACCCCUUCAUUCUAAGCCCCAGGAAACAACCAGCGGCAUUAAAAGCUCUCUGGCAUUCGCACAUAGACAAAUGCAUGCUCUUCCCCAACUGGGUUUCACUGUGUGAAACAAACUCUUCAUCACACCUUGCAUAGAGCAAGUUGUAUUUAUUAGAAAGUAUAUAAAUAUAAAUAUAUAUAUAAAUCUAGCUCUAUGUCGAUCUGUAUAAAUCCAUUGUUAUCAAAUUACCCAUGAGAAUGGCUUGUUUGUGCUUUCUUAAAAAACCUUUAUGACUUUGUGAUUACUACUCUCUGAAACGAACGCACUGUGCAUCUUCAUGACGUCACUCAAAUGGA
Molecule: messenger RNA, 2774 nt
Organism: Carassius auratus (goldfish)
Lineage: Eukaryota; Metazoa; Chordata; Actinopteri; Cypriniformes; Cyprinidae
Gene: dtnbb
Product: dystrobrevin, beta b
Exons: 21
Coding region: 588-2384 (598 amino acids)
Biological process (GO): synaptic signaling
Cellular component (GO): synapse; plasma membrane
Molecular function (GO): zinc ion binding
Source: RefSeq, a predicted model, not a curated record